AUGAAGUUCCUAUCAUACAGAGCACGAAAAGACCGUGAGACAGCAUGUAAUUAUCCAGAUAAGGAAGGAAAUGGAAUUGUAUGUCGGAAUUCACCGAAUAAGAAUCCAAGAGGUUGUUUGACAUUAUUGAAUGCUGCCGAUGAGCGAGGAGGUCGUCAGGCGAGCGAUGUAUUUCCUCAUGAAACAUCAGUAUAUGGACAUGGUCUGAGGAACACCAUGCUUCAGGUCUACACAUACGCAAGCAGUCAACACCAGAACGAAGGAAGCGAGUGUAUAUCUCGGACCGCCACAGCAUAUACAUGGUCUGAGAGUGUACGUGAAUAUUCCGCAAUGGAUGACCCAUGCGAGUGGUGCACGAGACAGCUUCUCAGUAUCGACUGGGACGCCCAAGAUAAUAAUGAAGCGACAACAAUCGAAUCCACAAGGAAAUAUUGGAGUCUGGAGGAGCUGAAAUGUCUCCUGGAUCAGCGAAAACUGCUUUGGGAUUCAUAUGCUUCUAGCCCUGUUGUGUGGACAAACGAGAGCUCUCAUUGGAGAAGUCGAAAACGCAAGCGAUCCCAGUCUAUCGGAGAGGGGGAACCUUCACAGACCCCGAAGAGGGUCAAUAAGCAUAAUAGCGAAAACAAAGCAGAACGUUAUGGGGCCAUUGGCAUUCCUGCCACCAAUCAUCAUGACCCGGCAUCUGAGCCGCCUGCACUUAGGAGUAGUAGAGAUACGGAAGGCGUGUCAAUGCACAUGUUGCAUGGGCAGCCUGCACCGGCGUCACCACAAGCCUUCGACCAGGCAGACAUCAUCGAGCCGCCUACAAGCGACUUCACACUUUACCCCGGUACGGCGAGCUUCAUUAGCUCUUCGCUACAAAAUCAAAAACCGAGGUCUGUGAUGCAGUUCCACGACUCCUGCAGAUUGAAAGAAGCAAAAACAUCAUCGGCAUCUGUAAUGAUUUGGGAUUAUGACAAGUCGCCGGCACAGUUUGCAAAUAUAGCGGUACCCCUACCGGGAGGGGAUUGUGCCUUGAUUGAACAGACUUUAAGUGCUGCAUACGAUGUGAUUAUGCAGUCAGAGGAGGACCCCUUGUACAAACAUCCUAAGCACCGAAUGGUAGACACACCAUUGAGGGACGCUUCCUCUGGCGUAGGCAGCAGUGGGAACAUAUUUCAGGUACCAGAUGAUUACCAUGGCUUGCCAGCUAACUUAGCGUCAUACUGGCUCCCUGGGGUUGCAUCAGAGACAGGAAUUUUCUCGCACGGUUCGUAUGAUUCCACCGAGCAAAAGCGUUCCCUGGGCCUCCCCCAGCCAAAUUAUGCAGUCCAACCGCAGUACUUCACCGGACAAUUUCCGGAAGCUAGAUAUUCUGCAGGAGAGACCCCUGAAGUGGUAAUGACAAAGGCGGAGUCUAGACCGACCACAGCCAUGGUCUCGGGUCUGCAGGAAGCCCUUCUGGGUGGGCUUAAAGGGUUUUGGCGACAGCAGAAGUUGUAUUAG
This is a messenger RNA of Aspergillus pseudotamarii, 1485 nucleotides long. RefSeq lists its product as uncharacterized. The record is from RefSeq and is a predicted model, not a curated record. Bases 1 to 1485 code for a protein of 494 amino acids. The transcript has a single exon. NCBI's taxonomy places the organism in Eukaryota, Fungi, Ascomycota, Eurotiomycetes, Eurotiales, Aspergillaceae.